AGGCUGGAUGUAUGUUGCACCUACGAUGACCUGGUCCGAACACAAUGCCUGAGUUCCCAGCAUUUCUUCUCGUCCGCAUUGAUGAUUCGAAGUCUGGACCUGCAACCCACGUACCCAAUCGAACCCAGGCCCCAUAUCCCAGGAUUAAUACGAUUUUUCCAGGAGCAGAUGGGGCUAGCGGCCCUACAGGUCGAGGUGAAUAGUAUUGCGUAUCAUCUGCGGUCUUCGUGGAUCCGCCACGCUCUGACCGAUCCCUGUUUGUUCCACGCGACGCUUUACACGGCCUCGGCCGAGAUGGACGCUAUGCAUGGGGCGCAAGGCACCGCCCCAAACUACGCCACCCUGUACCAUCAGACCAACGCGAUUCGGCUGCUGAAUUGUCGUCUGGUCCGCGGGGGCUCGAUGGACGAUGCGACGAUAGCUUCUGUGCUGCUUCUGGUAAUAAGUGGGUCCAUUGAAAAAGACCCGGAUGCGACCGAAGCCCACCGACAGGGUCUCCUCCGCAUGGUAGCCCUGCGAGGAGGGCUCAAACAACUCGGAUUCGAUGGGAUUCUGGCCGAGAUGAUAGAGAUGAACAUGGUUCUGCCCAUGGUCGUCUUCGGCCAGACCGACUCCGCGCUGUCGCCGCCCUUCACCCCCGAUGAAGCCCUACCCGACAGCCUCCCGAGCCUCGCCCUUGACCGAUUGCGCCGAAGCGGCUCGAGAGUCGACCCCACUCUACAACUGCAGCUGGUGCGCGUCCUCGAGCACAUCCAGGACCUCUUUCUAGCUCUCGUGCAACCCAGCGAAUCCUCCCAUCUCUGGACACUGCUCGACAACGGCCCCCCGGUCAUUCAAUCCACCACGACCGACGACUCAACCUGGAGCAGCAGCGAGACCGCCUUUCUCCGCACCUGCCAGCUGUCCAUGACCCUCCUGCGCACGCUUGCAGAUCCCGGCCUCCCCUGGCAUCCCGACACGAUCGCCGCCCUGCUGCGCGACCUCAACACGAGCAUCACCCACACCGACCCGGCCACGCGCCUACGCUACGCCCCUGAAGCCAGCCUCUGGGCCACCGCCCUCGGCAUGGCCCUCUCCCCUGACGUCCACGGCCGACUGACCUUCUUGAUCAACGAGCGCUGCGUCGUCCUCGCCGUCUCCAGCUCCAAGACGACCCCCCUCCAUGAGCUCUUCCUCGACUGCUAUUGCCGGCUACGCGCGCUCGUCAAGCUUCGUCGGCCGCCCGCUUUGCCCCCUUUGAUUUCUGCUUCGUCGCCACCGAUACCCAUGCCUCUUGAGUAG
Aspergillus japonicus CBS 114.51 is the source of this 1281-nucleotide messenger RNA. RefSeq lists its product as uncharacterized. The coding region runs from base 82 to 1281 and encodes 399 amino acids. The record is from RefSeq and is a predicted model, not a curated record. The transcript is spliced from 3 exons. Lineage: Eukaryota; Fungi; Ascomycota; Eurotiomycetes; Eurotiales; Aspergillaceae.